Messenger RNA from Funneliformis mosseae, 297 nucleotides. NCBI's taxonomy places the organism in Eukaryota, Fungi, Glomeromycota, Glomeromycetes, Glomerales, Glomeraceae. The record is from the annotation of a GenBank genome assembly.
AUGAUUUUGUGGUACUAUUUAUAUCAUUUUGUUAUAUUAUGUGUUUUUACCAUACGAAAUAUCGAACAAAAAACCUCCCCAAUUGACACUGGCAAAAAUUCUGCAGCGGAACGGUUUCGGAAACCGUUGUUAAGUCCGGAGCACAAGUGCGGACAGAUGGACAUUUUCAUUACUAUCGCUCAGGUGCCUGUAUUCGAAAUGGACGUUUUUCGAUUCGAAUCUAUACAUAAGGUUGCGAUAGAAGUUGAUUCCGGCGAACAAAUAGAAAAGAUACGAACUAGCGCAUUUGUACUUUAA